Messenger RNA from Mytilinidion resinicola, 918 nucleotides. RefSeq lists its product as uncharacterized. The record is from RefSeq and is a predicted model, not a curated record. NCBI's taxonomy places the organism in Eukaryota, Fungi, Ascomycota, Dothideomycetes, Mytilinidiales, Mytilinidiaceae. The coding region runs from base 284 to 817 and encodes 177 amino acids. The transcript has 2 exons.
GCCGCAAUGUUGGCUAUCACAUCACUGUCUCUUUCCCUCUUCUCAUCUUUGCCGCGUGUGCCGAACUGUUGGCUUGACCAUAUGAUAGGCGGAAAAGCGUUAAAUGCGGCACAGUUUCCACCCCACAAUUUUGAAUCGCGAAUCAGCUACGCUAGACGAGCAGCUAUCGGUGCCGCGGCAUCAAUAAGCGCUACCUUCGCAUGCCUUCAACAUCUCGACGCAACCUCGACGCAACCUCGACGCAACCUCGACGCAACAUCUUUCUGCUAUAAAUGGUGAAAAGAUGUCGCAGAUUGGAUGGCGUGAAACUAUCUACCAUGGUUGCCUUUAUAAAAGCCUCCGAAUCGGCCCACCCUUUCGCAGCAUCAACGAAAUGGCAACUGACAAUCUCAACCUGGAAGGCGUGACAGCUGGCAUGUCCGAUAAAGAGUGGGAAAGUCUCCUUUUGAGCAUCGAAUGUGCUUCUCCCGAACACCUUUCCCCCUUGACUGCUGCCGAUCAACACCUUGAACGUCCAAGUCCGCCCACGACUGAUCAAGCGCUGUCCGACAGCACAUUCGGUUUCUCGCCGACGCCUUCGGCCAACAGCUACUUCUUUUCCUCUGGAUCAUUGAGACCUCCAAGAUGUCAGGCUACCCCCUUGGAUAUAUCGCAACCUUUUCCCCAGCUGAUAGCACAAAUUGAGUCGCGAUUGAGGACUAUGGAUGACUUUUCUGUGAACAUGGAGGCAUGGGCGAUGUCAUUGGCAGCCAGAAUGAAUGAGAUAAUAGGGAAUUUGAAUCGAGUUCGUGAUUGCAAAGUAAACCAGGAUCAGUAGAAAUUGCAUGCACGAGCUACAAGCGCUAGGCGCGUGGAGAUUACCGUUACAUGCAUCACCUGCAUAGAAUUUUGAUCUCGUGAUCGUUACCCCAGUCCCCG